AAAGUUCCAUUUCAUUUUUGACGUUUCAUAAAUAUACAAAAACCUAAAUAAAUUGCGAACCCAUCUGAUAUCUCAAUGUUCUGGAAAGUCUUUUGAAUGGAUAACACGGAUACUGUUUGUUUUAUGUUUCACAAAAGUAUGGACGAAAUUGGACCGGCUGUACAACCUCGAAACCUUCAAGGUUUCAACCUGUUGCUUGGAGCAACCGAAUUCUUCGGCGGAGUUCUAAUAGUGCUUAUGGCAGUUUGGCUAAAUAAUUUUCGUGGUGGUUUUGCAUGGACAGAAGAUCCUGCCCAUCAAUUCAACUGGCACCCUCUCUUGAUGACUAUUGGUCUUGUAUAUCUCUAUGCAAAUGGAAUGCUCAUUUACAGAACAAGAAGAAAUAUGCGAAAGAGAAAUCUGAAACUUAUUCAUGGGGGUAUCAUGAUACUUGUCAUUCUGUUGACUACAAUAGCUUUAAUUGCAGUUUUUGACAGUCACAAUCUUAAUGAUAAACCCAUUCCAAACAUGUAUACUUUGCACAGUUGGGUUGGGUUAACCAGUGUUAUUUUAUUUUGUUGCCAGUGGCUUGCAGGAGGAAUAUCAUUCUUGUGGCCUGGUAUCGAAACUUCUUUGAGAGAGGCUUACAUGCCUGUUCAUGUAUACUUUGGAACUGCUGGCUUUGUGGCAGUAAUUGCUUCCUGUCUUAUCGGACUCAACGAGAAAGCUUUCUUUUCUCUUCCUAACUCGUAUGCUCAACUCCCCACCGAAGGACUUUUAAUCAAUGUGAUUGGACUGAUUUUCGUGAUUUUUGGAGCUCUCACUGUAUACAUUGUGAGCCAACAACGUUACAAACGAGAUGAUAAAUAUGAGGACAGUUACCUUCUUGGAACAAGAGAAAACUAAACUUUGGAUGAUCUCUCACACUUUGUACAAUGAUUGACUGUGCUUCCGUAACGCUUACCAAACAUUUUACUUCUUUGUAACAAUGAGAAGUGGGUGCUAUAUGUACUACAUGUGACGCUUCGAGUCACACGCACAUCGUGAUUUUUUAAAUGUUUUUCAUGUGAUUGAUUUGUCUGUUGGUAAUGAACUAGCACGACAAAUAUUUAUUGAAUAUUUUUUUUGUUGAUUCGAGUGAUAUACAUUUAUUUAUAAGCAGGUGCUUUUGUUAAAAAAUAAAAAUGCUGCAUAUA
Molecule: messenger RNA, 1175 nt
Organism: Venturia canescens
Lineage: Eukaryota; Metazoa; Arthropoda; Insecta; Hymenoptera; Ichneumonidae
Product: transmembrane ascorbate-dependent reductase CYB561-like
Exons: 5
Coding region: 97-885 (262 amino acids)
Molecular function (GO): oxidoreductase activity
Source: RefSeq, a predicted model, not a curated record